AUGUCCGUAUCGUCUUCUUUAAAUAAUCAGUUGUCUGAUCAAAUUGUCUAUGUCAGUGAUGGCAGUGAUCCGCAAUGGAGUCCUGAUACCAAUACUCAGAACCCACAACCUUCGGCUGUACAAUGGCCAGGUGUACCGUAUGACAACAAUCCUAUUAACGGUACUGGAGCUUAUAAUGGAAACUUAACUGACAUUCAAAACCCUGCUUUAUUCAACAUGCAAAAUCCGCAAAGAAACUAUACCGAUCUAUCGUAUCGGAGAGACUGUCAUGUAGGCAACGGAUUCUAUGCAAAUGGAAGUGGUCCUAGUACACAAAAUACUAAUUAUAAUACGAUUAACACGUUAAGAAAUGGCCAAACUGUCGCAAAUAACUACCAACAGGCCUCUCGCUCCAAUUGGACACCUAACAAAGUGACCAAUGGUGGUGUGAAAAAACCAAAACGCAUUCGUACAGCUUUUACAACCCAACAAAUGAUGGAGCUGGAACUCGAGUACGCAAGAACAAGGUAUUUGGAUCGUAACCGGCGAAUUGAACUAUCUGAUUUAUUACACCUGAGUGAGAAAACUAUCAAAGUCUGGUUCCAAAACCGGCGUAUGAAAGAUAAGAAAGACAGGGCGGAAGGACUUGAAGAAUCUGAAGCUACAAGUACUACAGAAUCAUCACCUGAAAUUAAUAUACCGGCUCAGUAUAGUUACCAACCCACGCAGCAUGAGCUCUUUAACCAAGGAAAUAUGUAUAUGGAAAAUUCGGUCCCAUUGCCGACCCUUGACACAAGUGCGAUGCCUGUACCUGUUGAAACUGUGAUUAAUUACCCAACCUACAAUUUUAUGUCUAAUAUAACCGAGCCUACAUACAGCCCUUCAAUAGAGCCUCAGUUUCAAAAUGUUAACCUAAUGCAAAUAGAGAAUACUAUGACGACAGCGUUGCUUAAAGUCCAGAAAGAAAAGCAUGGGGAUAACAUAACUUCGUUAUUAUUAAAUGAUAAGGCCGGGCAAGGUAAUAUGAAUCCGGAACAAUUUACAGGCCAAGAAGACACAAUAAUGCAUGACGAGUCAUGUAAAGAUACGUCUUCUCCUGAGCAAGGUGAUGAUAGGACAGAAAAAUCAAGCAUAUCUGGAGAAAACUGGGAGUUGUCGUGGAUUCGCAUAAUGGAUUUGGUGGACGAAGUGUAA
This is a messenger RNA of Pieris brassicae (large cabbage white), 1173 nucleotides long. RefSeq names its product homeobox protein Hox-B5b-like. Gene Ontology annotation, biological process: regulation of transcription by RNA polymerase II. Bases 1 to 1173 code for a protein of 390 amino acids. The record is from RefSeq and is a predicted model, not a curated record. Gene Ontology annotation, molecular function: DNA-binding transcription factor activity, RNA polymerase II-specific; RNA polymerase II cis-regulatory region sequence-specific DNA binding. Lineage: Eukaryota; Metazoa; Arthropoda; Insecta; Lepidoptera; Pieridae. Gene Ontology annotation, cellular component: nucleus. The transcript has 2 exons.